UUAUACUGGGAUGAGCUAAGAGCUGUCCAGCUUAUUUGGCCCUGUGUGAUCCAGACUUCAUGGCUUCUCAUGGGCCAGAUGACACAUCUCUGGUGGCAGCUCAGUAGUGGCUGCUGGAACCAGGGGAUAAACACUGCUGUUCAUCUCCCUUUCCUCUGCCACUGAAUUGAGUCACUGGCAGCAGGGAUUGGGGUACAGGGGUGAGCAGCAGGGGCAUUCGCCCUCCGGGUUCUGGAGCCAUGCUAAUGCAGCAGCUCUUGCAGCUGUGCCAAGAAGCCCUGUAGACCAGAAUUAAAUCCGUCACAGGUCACAUGUAACCCAUGGGCCACCAGUUGGGCAACCAUUUGGAGUCACACUGAUGUAGUUAGACUGGUGGCAGGGUUCCCUGCAGGGCUUUUCUGGAAUUGAGUGGCUUUUUUCUUUUUUACCUCUUCUACAGUGCCAUAGGCUAAACAGAAACAGCUGCUUGCUUCAUCCCUGCAGGCUUUUACUGUCACGGAUGCUUGGUUUAGCUCAAGGUCCAGUGCUAAACAGCCUCCAGGCUGGAUCUGGCCUAUGAAGAGUUUGGAUUCAGGCCCAUGAAGGUCUGACUUAGCAUGAGGGAAUGAGAGGCACCCAGGUGCCCGGAGCAGUCCUUAUAGGUGGAGCAUAGCCAUGGUACUGCUCUGCAGCCCUUCCUGCUGCUCUCCCUGCCAGAGAAGUUGCAGUGAGGGUAAGCACAGGCAGCUUGGGCUGCUCUAGGGCUGGUGGGGAUAUGCAGCCUGUGGCAGGAGGCUGGGUCAGGAGCUCUGCCCCACAGCUGCAAAAUGUUAAUCCUUAUUUAGCUGAUCUAGUGAUAAAGGUAAAAUGUCUCUGCAUCACCCCUUGCUGAAUGGGCAUGUGGGCUGCUCUUGACAGAGUUCUUUCCUUCUCAGCCUAGAAAUCUCCCUGGCUGAGUCUGCUCCAGCGAGCCCCCUAUCCCUGCUGUUCCUCAGUCCCAUGAUGUUCUUGUCACAGUAGCCCCUAAUUAGAGGAUGUGGUUUCCAUCUCUGCCAUCCCCAGGAGGGACUGGGCUCAUGCAAGCAAGUGUGGACCUGCUUGUCUUUGGUCCUGUGAGGAUUCAUUUGAUGUACCCAGGAGAAAAUACUGAUCUGAGUGACACUGCUUCAUUUUACCCUUGAGACCCUUUCACACCUCCAAGGAGAAAAUUCUGAUCCCCCUCAGCUGCUGGGAGCCAUUUGAUUGAGUGAACCCAGCCCCACAGGGUGGAUACCCUGGAGACCUCAGAUGGAAUCUGAGGAUCUUGGGCUUUGCGUUCUCUUGUGCCAGAAAUGGAGUCUUCCCAAGCCAGCGGUCUCUGAGGGCAAAGUGCUAUUGGACAGACAGGCAAAAGGCUGGAGGAUAAGCGGUAAGAACUGGAACAUUCCUUAGCUCAUGGAGGAAGAGAAAUUACAUCCCAAACUGACUGAUUCAGACCAGCUGGUCUGGCGCAGUGGCUGCGCUGGGAUGGGAUGUUUGUCCUCUGUUCUGCAUAUUCCCAGUGUGAGUCACCUCCCAGAUCAGGAGCAGCCAGAGUUUACAGAAUGACUUGUAUAACCAAGCCCUGACCUGGUGCUACCAUGACCAUGCUCCACCUGUAAGGCCUGCAAAAAAUUCCGCUGGGCCUGCUGGUCUGACUUCCUGAAUGCCAGGGUAAGCCAGGCAGGUGUGUUGGUGCUGUCACCUAUGCCCACUCUCAUGGAAUGUGGGGGUGAGUGAGGACUUUACUCCUGGGGCUACAGUAAUAGCAGGAAACAGUUGUACAAUUGAUCCAGUCUGGCUGGAGCCCUCCAGGAAGAAAACAAGUCAUUGUACUCUUUUCCUGGCUGUCUGAAUUAACUCUGGGUCACUUGCAUAACAGCAACCGGACAUGCAUAGACCCAAAAAGAGUAGACAGCUGUGUGUCCCACACUGCUUGCUGCUGUGGGCUGGAGCCCAAACCUGAGCUCAGCAGAAGCUGCUUUGAUUAAGCAGGAGUAAUCAAAGAGCUUUAUUGCUUUAUGUCCCAGUGUGCCCUAUUGGCCAGGGCACCUCUUCUCCCCAUCCCUCCCUUCCUUCUGCAAGACGGGAGACGUGUGCUCCAGCUUUCUUGGACUUCCUUCCUUCCUUUCCAUCUCUCUGUGACAGCUGCUCUGUUGCCCUCACUAGAUGUAUUGGGCCUGGCAUUCUCUAGCUGGCUGCAGUCCCCCCCUGGGCUGUUGGGCAGAGGGGCCUUUCAGCUCCCAGCUGGUGGCACCUGCAUGUUGGUGCCUUGCUCUGCCAACAGGAUAAUCUGGGUGGCUGCUCUUCCAAGAAGCGCAGGAGCCAGCUGUCUCCCUCCCUCCUCCAGAAGCCAAUGUGAGAGACAGAUUGCACUUUUGAAAGAGCCACCUGGAUACCACUUGAAGAUUUGCUGCAGUACAAAAAGAAAAUCCCCACAUAUUGCACACCAUUAGUUAUGACAUAUCACCCUUCCCUGGAACCUACACAGAAAAUACUCAAGCAAUUGCAACCCAUACUAGAAGAAGACCCAAUUCUUAAAGACUUCUUUCCAGAACCACCGAUUCUAGCUUUUAAAUAAGCACUGAACCUCACUAACCUCAUCACCAGAAGCAAUCUCCCUAUAACCCAAACCACACCAACUGGAUCUAGACCAUGCCAGGACAAGAAAUGCAAAACCUGCCAACACAUCUCCACCACCCCCACUAUAACUAUGCCCCACACAACAGAACCAUCACCAUUCCUGGAUCUUACAGCUGCUCCUCCAGAAAUGUUAUAGAUCUCAUCUAGUGCACCAAAUGCCCUGAUGGAAAAUAUUUUGGAGAAACCAAACAACAGCUGUGCACCAGAAUGAUAGAUUUUCGGUGUGCAUCCAAUGACAGGAAUGCCUAACUACCUUCGAGGGCACACUCCUUACAGGACAAUCACUCCCUCUCCCAUCUCUCAGUUCUAAUCCUCAAAGGGAACUUACAAAACUCCUUUCAUAGACAAGCCUACAAACUUCACUUUAUAAAUCUACUGGAUACAAAGAAUCAUGAACUCAAUAUAGACAUUGAUUUUAUGAUGCAUUACAAUCUGCCAGACAUCUGAUUCACCAGGUACCUGCCUGACCUGAUCUUUUACAUUUUCCUUUUCACAACCCUCCCCCACCGCUUUUUUGAUGGUUGUCUUCCUAAUUUCUAGCUAUUUCCUUUUUCACAGACAGCCUCUUCUCCACCUUCAAUUACCACCACUGUAGUGUCUCCCUUACUCACCUUUGGCUUUCUUUCCCACCCCCACUCCUGCUUUUUUACUCCCUCCUCCCCUUCCGUGCUUUACCUUUUGUCUUUCUAAUUUCUGCCUAUUUACAUUCUCACUGACAUCCUGCCAUACUUUUAGCUUCUCUCAUUUCUUGGAGCCUCAGAACAGCAGUGACUCCCUAUGUCUGAAGAAGAGUGACUGCACCCAAAAGCUUGCUAAGAACUUUUUUCCGACUACUCAGUUGGUCUAAUAAAAGAUACCACAGCUACUCAAAGAAGCCUGCCUGCCUAAUUGGGUCAGACCUGGGGGGAGGCUGGGGAAGGCCCAGGUGAGGUCCCUGCAGGUGCCCAAAUCCAGCAGAGCCUGGCUUGGGACUCCUGAGUUUGAGGCUUGUGACCUGGUGAGGCCCAGGGGGCUGUGGCAGGGGCUGGGCUGCAGCGGGACAUCUCCCCCAGUGCCAGGCCGGGGUGGCUUCCAGCCCCAGCUCCCCACCACCCCCUGCUCCUGUCCCUGUGGGGCUGCUGUGCCUGCCAGGGGGCAAGCCUGGCUGGAUGCAGCACCCUUUGUCCCACUGGCCCGGCGGGACACUCCUCCGUGACAUCACUGGGAGUGUCACGUGGGCGGGGACAUCCCCUCCACUGACGUCAUGGGCAGAGUUAGGAGGAUGCCGGCGCUCUGGACGGGCAGAGCCAAACCAUGGCUGGGAGCGCUCGGGGCGCUGCACUGGGCUGGGCGCUGCUGGGGGACAGGGGCAGGUGCCUGAGCUCCUGCGCUGUGCUAGCACUAUGCACCCCCAAGCAGCGCCCUCCAGCUCCGGCUCCAAUCCUGAGCCAGCAGGCGAGGCCCUUUCUGCACCUGGCAGCCCCUCUGCUGGGCAACAAGCGGAUGGAGUACUCGGAGGCGCGCGUCGUGGGGUACUCAAUGAAGCAGAUGUACAAUGUGGUGGCCAACAUUGAGAGCUACCGGCUAUUCGUGCCAUGGUGCAACAGCUCCAGGGUCCUGUCCCACCGCAAAGGGCUCAUGAGGGCAGAGCUGGAAGUUGGCUUUUCACCCCUGGUGGAGCGCUACAUCUCUGAAAUCUCCCUGAGCCCCCAUCAGAUCCGGGCUGUGUGCAACGAUGGCCGGAUGUUCAACCACCUGGAGACACUGUGGCAGUUUGGGCCAGGGCGGCCAGGGCAGCCAGAUACCUGCACAUUAGACUUCUCGGUCUCUUUCGAGUUCAAGUCUAUCCUACAUUCCCGGCUGGCCACCCUGUUCUUCGAUGAGGUGGUGAAGCAGAUGGUGACAGCUUUCGAGGCCCAGGCAAAGAAGCUGUUCGGCCCACAGGCUGAGGUUCUGCCACGACAGCGCCUCCAGGCAGCUCGCUGCGGAUGAUUGUGACAGGACCUGGAGCUGACCCCGCAGCCCCCCUCCGAUGGAGGUGCCCUUCUGAGCUCAUUAGAAGGUUCUGUCUUCGUUUUGCUCUGUCCACGUUUUUGCCUGGACACAGUUAGUCACCCUCCUUGGGGCCUUGUUCUAUUUAUGUCUAUUUAACCCCCUGCCCUGGAGAUUAAAUUAUUUUUGUAAUCGUGGUGGUUUCUAUUUAAUGCUGCUGUUGGCACAAGGACCAAAAUGCCCAUUUCCUGAGUGCGUUUCCAUGGUGGAAUCUCAGGAGGAGGCAGGCACAAGACUCGAAUGGAAAAGGUUCUAUUUUUAAUGGUGUCAAUAAAAACUUUUGAAUGGAA
Alligator mississippiensis (American alligator) is the source of this 4961-nucleotide messenger RNA. RefSeq names its product coenzyme Q-binding protein COQ10 homolog B, mitochondrial. Gene Ontology annotation, cellular component: mitochondrion. Lineage: Eukaryota; Metazoa; Chordata; Crocodylia; Alligatoridae. Bases 3934 to 4611 code for a protein of 225 amino acids. Gene Ontology annotation, molecular function: ubiquinone binding. Gene Ontology annotation, biological process: ubiquinone biosynthetic process; cellular respiration. The record is from RefSeq and is a predicted model, not a curated record. The transcript is spliced from 5 exons.